GCCGGUAAAACAUGAAAUAAUUUAAAGACAUCUAGUUUAUUGAUAUUAUCAGUGACACAGAUGUGUGUAACAGGAUAUAUAUUUUUUAAACAAAUAUUUCCAUACCGAAACUUGCCUUGACAUGGUACUUAAUAAAUAACUCUUGUGGUCUCAUUUUAAUUUUCAGCUGGGGUUACAACGAGAUAUACCGGAGAAUAAAAAAGUAAGUCUGUUACAGGGUUAACGUUGCCACUAGGAUAUAUUCAGAUAUAAACAAGGACCAUUUUACAUUGAUGUGCAGAAUGACAGGCGUUGACAUGGUGCUACUGGUAUUCGCAUUGCUUGCAUGUUUAAUUUCAUUUUCUUCUGGACUCUUCUCGAAUGUUGAAAAGGAAUUCAAAGGAAAACUCGAGCCCCUGGAUCCCAACAAAUGCGAAACACAGAAUAUCACGUUCACAAGUACAUUACUCGACGAUCCAAGACCAAACUCUUCUAUUGGGUUUGCAUUUAAGAAGAUAAGUACAAAUAAAAAAUAUGUUGCAGUGGAUAUUGACAGGGUAACAAAGAUCAAUGAGACAGUAUCGCAGUUUACAGAGUAUAACCUUACGCUGGAAAACGAAGAAGCUACGAAACCUGUGUAUUUCUAUAUUAGAAGUUACUACUGGGAGGACUUUGGUGAUACUGAUGACAAAUUGCAGCUUGGAGAAACAACUUCCGUUCGAGUUUACCCACUGCCUGAAAAGGUGCAAGAUUUCAACUGCAUUGUGCGGAACUACAAGACAAUGAAUUGUAGUUGGAAUUAUGGGAUAGAGUAUGUACCCGACACUAAACCAGAAGUAAUAUUUCAGUGGAAAAGCUCGUCAGUAUCGGCACCGUGGAAGAAUUGUAGUGAUCUCAACAUAGACAAUGGAUAUUGUUACUGGACAAAUUUGACAGCUGGAUACUUUGAAAACAGUAACAUUACAAUUAGGCUAACAUUAAAUCAGCAUUGUGGUAUCAACGUCUCUUCCGUGUUUCCUAUAGACAUAUCAAGAAUUGUGAAGCCAAAUCCCGUUUCCAGAAUUUCAUCAAAAGUAGUAAACAGUACUUGUAUCCAGUUGUUAUGGAAUACAACUGAUUCAGAACCACAACAUCCGAAAGAGCAUCGAGUUAUAGUAUUUGCUAAAGGAACUAAUGUAAAGGAAGUACGCUUUAAUACUACAAAGUACACUGAACAAUUUCCACAUAGUCGGACAUUCUGCAAACUCCAUCCAUAUACAGAGUACACGUUUAGUGUAAGCAUACAACCAACUGGCACCUUCUCCGGCUAUUUCAGCGACCCGAGAAAUAGCGUAUCAAUGACUUAUUCAGACAUACCAAGUGCUAGUCCAAAAGUGACUGAAGGAGGUUACAGGUGGAAACAUCGAGACUGCGAAGGAAAAAAUCAGAAACGGAAAGUUUGUAUAUUUUGGAAGUCAAUCAAAGAAGAACAUGAAAAUGGGCCUAUGAAAGGUCUAAAGGGAGAGUUUAUUGCAAUUCAUAAGAAAGAGAAGUCCGUUCAAGAAGACUGGUCUGAAGAUUUGACGUACGGUUGCUCCCAGUUGCUAUGUGACACAACCUAUAACUUCACUGUUAAGGCAAGAAAUGUAAAUGGUACAUCAGAAAGAGUAUCAACACUCACAAUACACAGUUUCACUACAGAAAUUAAACGUCCGCAGUUCAUUGUGGAAUCGGCAAACACCUCUGACGUUUACAUCAGCUGGGAAGACACAGGGGAUUCUAGUGCCGAAAAAUUCACAGUAGCCUGGUGCCAUAAUAAAGAUGGAGACUGUGAGUCAGAUCAUGAGGUGCAUUGGAGAAGUUUCCCUUCAGGUACAAAUAACGCCGUUUUACAAACAAAUGCAUCACCAUCACAGUUUUUGUACGGUGUAGGUGUAUUAACACAACAAGGCAGCAGUGGUGUAGACUGGCAGGAUUGUGUCUAUCUGAAAGAUAUAACCCCCAAAAGGGAGCCUCAGAAUAUGGUCGUGUCUCCAGGAUCUGAGGAUAACACACUGAUUGUCACAUGGGAUAAACUGACAUGCCGGUCCGAUGAGCCGUAUAUUGACAUGUAUAACGUGCGAUAUAACAAAGUAAAUGACAGAUACCAGAAAUCCGUCUAUGUGAAGCAGUCAGGUGAAGCAAGAGCUGUGCUAAGAGACUUGGAGGAGGAUCAAGUGUACGUUGUGACAGUCAGAGGGGCCACAAGAGAUGGACGUUAUGGACCAGACAGUCUGCCAAUGACAGGCGUACCAGUAAAUAAAAGUUUAAAGCCGUCAGAAAUAAUAGGAAUCUCUAUGGCUGUGCUGGUGGGUGUAAUAUUAGCGGGAGUUGGAGUUUUCUGUGCAGUGAGAAGGUGUAAAAGGAGAGCACAAGAAGUUAUAAAACAAGCUGGAGCUAUUACCAUACCUGAUGCUCCUGCUCAAGAAGUUUACACACACAUUGGACGUCAAGAUAGUAACGACAGUGGAUUUGAAACGACCCCACCACCUGAUAAAAGUACGAAGAGAUUAAGCAGCAUAUCCUUUGUUCUACCAAAUGACUAUCGUUGUGAAACUGUAUGCAACGGUGACAAAGAACCUUCGGCAACUGAUAUGUACGUGCUCAAUCCGGAAAUGACGCGUCCAGUGCACGUACGCCCGGAUAUGUCAAUGCUCCAAAAUGAGCUCUUAGGGGCAACAUUACAGGAUAGAAAGAAAUCAAAUUUAACGCUUGUUAUACCUAAACCCGUUGCAUUUAUUGAACAGACGGAAAGUGGAAUGUCCUUGUCUAGAGAAGAAAACAAUUUUGCAAUGGACACUAUGAAAGACAAAAGCAUUGAUAAUGUGAAGUCUAAGAGAGUACCUCCUGAUUCAGCAGAUGACACUGUUAAUGGCAACGCCCCAAUAAUUACUAACAUCCCUUGUCCAAAAGUAAUGUUGGAACAUAAUGAUUCUUCUUUUGGUCAUGUAAAUGAAUAUUUGCCAUCGCUAAGUGAGGAUAAUUGCCAUCACUCAAUGGAUAUUGCGUCCUCCUCAGUUGUCCCCCAGUCGAAACCCCCUCUAACUUGUACAGGAAAUAUCAUACAAGACAAUGAAAAGUCUUAUCGUUCAGGUUACGUAACAACCACCGCUUCCCCCAGUUUAUUUCAACAAAGUAACCAUUUAUCAACUGGCUUGAGGAGAGACAAAUCAGACAUAAGUGAUGUUUCAGAUAAACAUUUAUCUGGACCAUGCACCGAUUCAAAUAAUGAUACACUUCCUCAGUAUCCAAAAUCACUCAUUGCACAAAACCCAGACACUUUUAUCGCAGAUAAUAAAUCAAUUAAAGACCCUAAUACGGAAUCGGGGUCAUUGACUACUUCCCCUGCAACAUCGUCUGAAACACCUGAUUGUCGUAAACAAUCGUACACUGCUCAUGGUCAUUAUGUCUCUCAAAAAACGUUACCAGCCGACACCACUGCCAUUGAAAAUGCCAUUCUUUUAAACAAUUAUCAGCUACUUAUUGGGCACCCUUGUGCUAUCCAGACUUCUACCGGUGGGGUUCAGAAUAAAACUGUAUCCGAAAAUACAUGUACAAACGGCUAUGUUCCUCAUUCUUACACCAUUCAAGACAACAAUAUGACUUGCAGUAACGCCGCCUUAGGUGUCAUGAAAAUCGACGGCUAUGUGCCUCAUGUAAAUAUGUUUACAGAUAAUGUAAUGUCUGAUGCUGUUCAAAGCUAUAUCCCUAAUGGUAUAAAAAACCGUAAAAACAAUCCUGAUUCACAUUCUUUACCAGAAACUUUCGCAGUUGAUACUAAUGUGGAUCCAGGCUAUGUCUUCUCAACAGAUGUAAACGUGGUUUGCCAACCAACGGAGCGAAAGUAUCAGUCAGAUGUGAAGAGUAUCGAACGGGCUAAACACGAAUAUAAUAAUCAUGCAAGUAAAGCUGAUGAAGGAAUUACGCACGGACAAAUACCGAUUGAACCGUUUAACCAUGUGAGUCACAGAAAUACAAAACCAAAGAAUACUAGUACUGAAGACGUGAACAACACUCCAAUUCAAAACUGUGUUGAUAAUAUGCGUGAACUGCAAAGAGAAUGUGUAUGUCUUAAGGAGAAAGCUGGGAAUGAACAAGAAACAGAAUCUCAAUGUAAAGCCAUGCACAAAGAUGGUUACAUCUCUCAUUUAGUUAUGUAGAAAAGAAGAGAAAAGUACGCCGGGCCGCAGAAUAAGGAAUGCUAAGAUGGAAUAAAACCUUCACUGUCUACAUUAUUUGUGAAAUAUAAAUCUACUUUCUGAGCUUGGAAGACAGACGAUGAAAUCAAUCACAACGACGACACAGGAUUAAAUAGUCCAGAAUUAAACAAUGCACGACUGUUUCAUCUGAUAAGGCAACGUGUAAAAUUUGCUAUUAAGUAUAUUGUUUGGUUGCAUUCUGUGCUUUCGUAAGGAUGGUUUCUUGGAAUUGAAACUCUUGUUUCUCGAUCCCGAACUUACAUAUUUCGGUCAAUUUCUUUAGUUACAUGUAUAGAAUCAGACCAAGAACUCGUACUAAAUUACACGUUAUCGCAUUUUACAUAUAAACAUUGAUCCAGAUAAGGAACAAAUACAAAUUAACAAUUAACCAUAAAGUUAAAAACAAAUCGCCAAGCACAUUAUCUAAUUAAAUGCGUUUACAUAUCAAAGUAACGGACUUUCUUAAAAAUAUUUAUUUAAAUUUUGAUUAGUUAUGUACUAUUUGAAUGUAUUAAUUGUAACUUAUUGUAACUUAGGCUUGAUCGUGUAAAUUUGCCGUUUACUUAUAUCAGAGUGUGGUUUCAUUGCGUGUACAAAAAGUGUGAAUUUAACUUCUUUUUACAUAAUCAGAAUAUUCGUGUUGCAUGUUGAGUGUCUCACUCGCUCCCAUAUUUCCGAACAUAUUGUCAAAUACAUUUUCGUUUUCAUCUCUAAAAUAUGUAAAUUAAAUUUGUUAAGCAUUUUUUAA
Mercenaria mercenaria is the source of this 4944-nucleotide messenger RNA. RefSeq lists its product as uncharacterized. Gene Ontology annotation, molecular function: protein binding. The transcript is spliced from 16 exons. The record is from RefSeq and is a predicted model, not a curated record. NCBI's taxonomy places the organism in Eukaryota, Metazoa, Mollusca, Bivalvia, Venerida, Veneridae. The coding region runs from base 273 to 4157 and encodes 1294 amino acids.